CAGGAAGCCUUUCCAAGGGAUUAGAGUCUCCUCCCUCCUUCCUCUUCAGAACCCCUAAUCCGAGCCCAAGACGAGGAUUUCCGCGAUGGAGCCCAGCGGAGGCGGAGAACGGGGCGGGUUCCACCGCAACGAGGCCAUCUCCGCCGUCCAGGACGAGGAGCAGUUCUACGGGGAGGACGAGGACUACGACGACCUCUACAACGACGUCAACGUCGGCGGGGGCUUCCUCCACUCCGUCCACCGGAGUGACGAUUCCGGUGGUUACCCGAGGGAGGACGGGAGCAGGAGCAACCCCGUGCCGCCGCCCGCGCUGCCCCCGCCAUCGGGGGAAGCGCCGGAGAAGGUCCAGAUCCCCGGGAUCGCUGGCGAUUCGAAGAUCGAGAGGCCGAUGGAUAGAUCCGGUGGCUUUCAUGAGCAAGGGUUCCGGGGAGGUGGUGAAUCGUUGGUGGGGGCGCGGCCCCCCGGUGGAAAUAGGUCUGAGUUAGGGCAGUCUUCUGGUCGACCGGGCGAGAUCCAGGGGCAAUCGAGGAACUCUGGCUACGGGAACGAGGGUUAUCAAAGGCAAGGGAGUGGCUUUGGAGGUGAGGCGAGGCAGGUAGGAAGCGGGCCAGCGGGGGGAGGGAGUGUG
Messenger RNA from Elaeis guineensis (African oil palm), 628 nucleotides. Lineage: Eukaryota; Viridiplantae; Streptophyta; Magnoliopsida; Arecales; Arecaceae. The record is from RefSeq and is a predicted model, not a curated record.